UGGCCAGCUCUUCAUCCUGUGGCCACCUGACUUCCUCCCAGCGCAUUCCUGUACUCUGCCAGGGCCACGCUGCCCCGCAGACCCCGGCCCCCACACCCACUCCUGCCCCCUGGAAGCCCCUCAGCCUUCCCGGGACAGUGCACUCCUUGUAGGCACGCAGUCCUGAGACCUCAGAGAGCCACCCCUUGAGGGUGGCCAGGCCCCCCGCGGCCCACCCAAGUGCAGCCUCUGCCCUCAGCCCCGCCCCCGGUCCCACGGCCCCCACCCCCGAUGCCCGGCUGAGACACAGCAGUGGCCCCAGCCUCCCACAAGUCCUCCUGGCCACUGGGGUUGUUGGCACUGCAACGGACGGCUCUGCGGGCAGCAGGCAGCUAACGGACGCAGCUGCCGGCACCAGCAGCAGCGGCAUGGGCAGCGCCAGCCCGGGCCUGAGCAACCUGCCCCCCGGCCGUCCCCUGCUGCCCCCCGACGCUGCGCUGCGGACGGGCCUCGAGAAAGGGGCAGCGGGGGCGGCCGGGGGCCGGGACUGGAGCCCCAGUCCACCUGCCACGCCCGAGCAGGGCCUGUCUGCCUUCUACCUCUCCUACUUCGACAUGCUGUGCCCCGACGACAGCGGCUGGGCAGCCAAGGGCCCUGGGGCCGGCUCCCGGGAAGAGCCGCCCGAGGAGCCUGAGCAGUGCCCGGUCAUCGACAGUCAAGCCCCGGGGGGCGGCCUGGACUUGGUGCCCGGCGGGCUGAGCCUGGAGGAGCACUCGCUGGAGCAGGUGCAGUCCAUGGUGGUGGGGGAGGUGCUCAAGGACAUCGAGACGGCCUGCAAGCUGCUCAACAUCACGGCGGACCCGGUGGACUGGAGCCCUGGCAACGUGCAGAAGUGGCUCCUGUGGACCGAGCACCAGUACCGGCUGCCCCCCGUGGGCAAGGCCUUCCAGGAGCUGGGCGGCAAGGAGCUGUGCGCCAUGUCGGAGGAGCAGUUCCGCCAGCGCUCGCCCCUGGGUGGGGACGUGCUGCACGCCCACCUGGACAUCUGGAAAUCAGCGGCCUGGAUGCAAGAGAGGACCUCCACCGGGCCGAUGCACUACUGCGCCUCCACCCCCGAGGAGAGCUGGACCGACGGCGAGGUGGACUCGUCCUGCUCCGGGCAGCCCAUCCACCUGUGGCAGUUCCUCAGGGAGCUGCUGCUCAAGCCGCACAGCUACGGCCGCUGCAUCCGGUGGCUCAACAAGGAGAAGGGAAUCUUCAAAAUCGAGGACUCUGCCCAGGUGGCCCGACUGUGGGGCGUCCGCAAGAACCGGCCGGCCAUGAACUACGACAAGCUGAGCCGCUCCAUCCGCCAGUAUUACAAGAAGGGCAUCAUCCGAAAGCCGGACAUCUCCCAGCGCCUCGUCUACCAGUUUGUGCACCCAGUCUGAGGGCUGCAGGCCAGGCCUCACCCAGCCUCCCGCCUGCCUGCCCCUGAGCUGGAGUGGAAGGCGCAGGCCGCUCUGAAGUCCAAGGUCGGGGGGCUGGGGGGCGGCCUGCUGCUCCCAGGAUAUCGGCGAGCUCUCAGCAGCCGAGGCAUCCCGGGGCGGGGGCUUCCUCCUCAGAUCUGGAGCACACAGGGUGCCAGGGCUGGCCUCGGUGUCCCCUGCCCCCCCAGGGGGACCAUCCUCCACUGGCCCUGACCCCAAGAUUCCCAGAGUGGAGCCUACAGCAGGCAGUGACUUGGCCAAGGCCACUACACUCCUCUGUCCCCACAUUCCCUGCCACCCAUUCUGGCUGCACCCCAAGUUGGGGAGCCAGGAGUGUCCCUGGGGAUGGAUAAUAAAGAUGCUAGAGAACUGAUACCUGUCUAGUGUCUG
This is a messenger RNA of Oryctolagus cuniculus (rabbit), 1838 nucleotides long. RefSeq names its product SAM pointed domain containing ETS transcription factor (gene SPDEF). Gene Ontology annotation, molecular function: DNA-binding transcription factor activity, RNA polymerase II-specific; sequence-specific DNA binding. Gene Ontology annotation, biological process: cell differentiation; regulation of transcription by RNA polymerase II. NCBI's taxonomy places the organism in Eukaryota, Metazoa, Chordata, Mammalia, Lagomorpha, Leporidae. The record is from RefSeq and is a predicted model, not a curated record. Gene Ontology annotation, cellular component: nucleus.